Molecule: messenger RNA, 939 nt
Organism: Drosophila innubila
Lineage: Eukaryota; Metazoa; Arthropoda; Insecta; Diptera; Drosophilidae
Gene: Pym
Product: partner of Y14 and mago
Exons: 1
Coding region: 69-671 (200 amino acids)
Biological process (GO): exon-exon junction complex disassembly
Cellular component (GO): cytoplasm; exon-exon junction complex
Molecular function (GO): RNA binding
Source: RefSeq, a predicted model, not a curated record
UCGCAUUCACAUUAGAAUCCUAUUUUGGAUGAAAACGAGACUGGCUUUUGCAUUUCAUAAAAAAAAAAAUGAGCACGUAUUUGGAGAGUGAUAAGGGCAAAUUUAUUCCGGCAACUAAGCGUCCGGAUGGCACAUGGCGCAAGGCACGUCGAGUCAAAGAUGGUUAUGUGCCGCAGGAGGAAGUGCCAUUAUAUGAAAGCAAGGGCAAACAAUUCGUUGCCCAGAGACAAACUGGCGUGCCGCCAGGCAUGUGUCCGCUUGUAGCGGCCGAACUCAAGAAGGCGCACGAGAAGAAGGAGAGGGCAAAAGUGCAGAAGGUGGAGAGGCAAACAACGGGAACAGCAGCAACAACAACAGCAACGUCAACAACAACAACUGCAGCAAAAGCGACAACAGCAGCGCCAUCUAUAGCAAAGAAUAAGAAUGAUCGUGAUAUAUCCGCCUUAUCCAGUACAUUGGAUGAUGCACUCAAACUAACUGAUGCCGAUGAAGUGGAUAUUGCCAAACAAAUCAAGAAAUUGCGCAAGAAAAUACGCGAAAUUGAGCAAAUCGAAAGUAAAAUGCAAGCUGGCGACGUCAAUAAGCUGGACAAGGAUCAACUAGACAAGGUGAAAAAGAAACCGGAAAUUUUAAAGCAGUUGCGAAAAUUGGAGGAGACUCCGCUCACAUAAUAUUGUGUGUGUUUCUUGUGUUACAUUAAUAUCCUCAUUUAAAUUGCCUAUCUCAUCUUAUCGUACAAUUGUCUGUUAAAUAGUUUUAAUGGUUUUAAUUUAAGGCAGCCCUAUAAUAAUUAUAAUAUAUGAAUGUAAUUCUGUGUACUCAUGUAAAUGUAUUUUCAUUCUGUUUAAGCCAACAGCAGGGCUCUGAUAAUAUGUUUUUAAUUAAGAUUCAAAGAUAUAAAUUAAAUGAAAUAAACCACUGCAGCAGUUCAAACAUCAA